Molecule: messenger RNA, 1886 nt
Organism: Amphimedon queenslandica
Lineage: Eukaryota; Metazoa; Porifera; Demospongiae; Haplosclerida; Niphatidae
Product: integrator complex subunit 4-like
Exons: 13
Coding region: 309-1871 (520 amino acids)
Biological process (GO): snRNA processing
Cellular component (GO): integrator complex
Source: RefSeq, a predicted model, not a curated record
CUUGUAUAGUAUCUUCAUUAGAUGAAGCCUUGACUCUAUUUAACCGAAUAUGGAAAACUCGUCAGAGUAAUAUUGAAAUAUGUAGCGUCCUUGUUAACUUGCUUUGUGGGGUUCUUCCGCUAGUCACGUCACUCUCACGCAACCAGCAAAGUCAAAUAGCAUCACUCAUUGAUCAUCCCUCCAGUGAUGUCAAGGCACUAGUGUUAAAGUGUUGGGUGAAAGUGGCCAAGAAAUUUUCAUCAGAGUUUGUUACUCAAUGUCUUAAAGAAACUGUUGAGGUUGUAUAUUCUCCUAGUCAUACCCUCCGGAUGGAGUGCUUGAAUCUGAUUGGUCGCUUAAGCCACAGGGCCCCCAGUCAUGAAGCUCUGUUGCUCUUGAUUACUGAGUUUUGUAAUGACAUUGACCCAAGAGUCCGUAGAGAAGCAAUGAAAGCACUAUUACAGAUGAUGGAAGAGGGUGUGUCCAUUGGUGUGUCUAUAUACAAUAAGGCGUGUGAGUUAUUGAAUGAUGAUGAUGAAUCUGUUCGCUACAUUUCUAUCAAGCUAGUUCACUCAUUAGGACUCUCUUUGAAGGAAAGUACCAUCCCUCAUUCAAAGGACCCCAGUGUUACUCUAUCAUUAGAGGAUGAUGCAUUCAUAAAGACGUGUGGUAUGGUAACUGAUGGAUCCCUUCAGGUACGCUGUCUCUCUGCUUCUCUCCUUGGGCAGUUCACUAGCGUCAGUGAAAGGUUUCUACUCCAGACUCUGGACAAGAAGCUAAUGUCUCACCUUCGUUAUGUGAAGAGUGAUCAUGAUAGAGCCCGUGAGCUCCACACUCAAGGGUCAUGGGACACUGGUCAACGGUGGGGAGGGGGCCCUACUAAAAUGAACCUGGACCCAUCUGAGGUUACUCUAAUGAGUUCUGGUUCAUGUGGUGCUUUUGUUCAUUGUACUGAGGAUGAGUUCAUGGAGGUCAGAUCUGCUGCUAUACAGUCAAUGGGUCAGCUGAGUGGGAGGAGCUCUGAGUUUGGCCACGCCUCUCUUGACUUCCUUAUAGACAUGAUCAAUGAUGAGAUACAGUCUGUGAGACUACUGGCUCUUAAGACACUCAGAAAAGUGAGUGAGUCCAUUAACCUAAGAGAAGAUCAACUGGAGACAAUACUAGGAGUACUACAAGAGUCUUCAUUAGUGAGUGGGCGUACACUACAUAAAGAAGAGGUUAUUCAUAAAGCAGUGAAUGAUGAUCAGUUAGUGUCUUCUGAGUCAUUCCUCAAGCGACUCCUCUCUCGUGCUCUCACUUACACUCAGAGCACCUCUACUGAUAAUCUCAGGGACUGCUCUUUCGACCUUGAGAAACUAGCAGGGGUGGAGCCCUCGUUAAAGGGGUGUGGCUUGUUCUCAGCUCGUCUGUUACACUGUCAGUUACUUCUUAAUAAAGUUCGUCAGACCAUGUCACACUCUGUACUAGUUGCUAGUGAGGCCAGUGAGAUAUCCAAUAUAGUAAUGGAGUUGACUAUGUUGAGUUACAGACUUCAGUAUGGAUAUGUAAACCACUCUCCCUCGUUAAUAUUCCUGUUGUCAUGGUUACGGACUCACGCCCACUGCAUACUGUUACACCUUGCAAUGAGAUUGGACUGGCCGAUAGAUUACAAUGCUAACUUUAUGCAGUUAAAGAAGAGUCUUGUCUCACGAUUGGACACAUUAAAGAGAUCGUCAAGUGAAAGUCACGUUACGUCGUACCCGUCACCUGUUCACACCUUGUUUGAUAAAGACAUAGUUACCAUGGGAACGGACCAAUUAUCGUGCCUACUACAGAAUAUCAUGGCAUCUCCUGUAAGUCAUACAUGUACAUGUACAUGUACAUUAAAUGUACAAGAUUAUGUUGUAUUAUAGGGAGAGUGUAUACAU